GCAAAGGAGGUUCAUUCGGAGACCUCUGCAUUCGUGAGUACAUUCAACGCCGCUAGAGAGACAGGAGAAGGAGCACCUGCCAAGGAUAGACACGGAUAGCACACUUAGGGAUAAUGGGGAUCGAACCCAAGAUCAAAUAAUUGAUACUCCGCCAUAUUUCUAGUGGACGCGGAAAGGGAGCAUGGCCCGUUAAGGUACGUUCCCAGUGGUCGAAGCGCAAAAUGAAUCUAAUAAAGGGGGUGCAUUGACUGUUCACAUAGAAUCCGCAAAAUGGCCGUCGAGUGCACAAAAUGCCAUCUUACAUCCGCUAAUCCAUUCUCCGAGCCCCUUUGCCUCCUCCUCUCCUUACUCCCUUCUCACAUCCCCUAGUCCCUGGGCUCGGCAACCUCAAGCACCCACGACAUGGCUUUCACCAGAACUCGGACGUUGCGAGACGCGGUGCUCAUCCUUCUCGGGGCGACAUGCAUGCAUCUCGCUUCGAAUUUUAUGGGAACGGUCACAGACAAGUUCUCUGGAGAUAUCAUCGUCAACACACACUUCAAUUCUCCUGAUUCGAUUGUAGGAGAAUUGCCAGACGGACCCUUGAAUGCGAACACUAACCCGGACCCUGUCCCUCACCAGGACUUGCUUGUACACAACUUUUCUCCCUCACAGACUCGACCCGACCUUGAUCAUGAAUUCCCCGAGACGACAAUCAUGUCGCACGCACCAGGAUGGACAGUCUUCGAAAACCUCUACAUGUCUAACGGAACACUCUUCAUCGUUAGCUCACACCCGCCUUCAUCCUUCCCAGAUAUCCAGUACAUCACUUCUACAGGUCUAGCAGCAGAAAACACCCCGGAAAACAUCGCUGCCAGAAUGCCAACGUCUGCCAACAUGGACUUCAUCACACCCGAACAAGCACGCGAUCGUUGGGGGCCCUUGGAACCCGAGGGGAAGAACCGCGUCUGGAGCGUCGAAGGGAACACAUUCCUGGUGAAUGACCCCUCCCAAUUCCUCGAUCACUACUAUCACUUUUGCGCAGAGUUGCUGCUUGGCGCGUGGGCAUUUUGGUCAGGGGCCCACGAUGCCAUCGUCGAACCGUACUCACCGCUAGAAACAUCCGCUCCCCCACUUCACCGCGCUAUAUUCGCUCAUGCAGAUGUACAUGGAUGGCGAGACCGUCCAGGAUUCAACUCAUACUUCCUGCGUUCAGCCUUUCCCUCGCUUACCGUUGAGGUCCAAAGCGACUGGGAAGACCGCAUACAAUCUACUUCUGCCUCCGGAAUGCAUGCUCGUGCAUGGCAUUUCGACAAAGUGCUUUUCACCGAUCGGAGUGCUGCGUUUAGAGGACAGGUGUGUGGAACACAGGUUCAACGAACUGCGGCGGAGGCUAUCCAUCAUAUGCACCGCGAAGGGAAUUUGACCAAACUCUGGUGGGAACCCGUACGACGAGCAGUCUUGCGUUUUGGAGGUGUGGAUGAGGACACGUUAGAUGUGGGUUUGAGGGCGGAUGUGAAUGCGAUGGCCCAUGUAAAGAAACCCGAUGGACAGAAGAUUUCUUCCAGUUUGAGUGCGAGGAAACAGGACGUGGUCAUCACUUACAUCUCACGUCAAGGUGCUCGAAGACAUUUGGUCGAAGAAGACCACGAUGCGCUCGCACAGGCUCUGGAGGAUAUGUGUCUUUUGAAAGGAUGGGAGUUGAACAUUGUUAUGGCGGAGCGUUUGACGAAGGACGAGCAGGUUGAGCUGAUCGCGAGGACAACGAUCCUGCUGGGCGUGCAUGGAAACGGACUUACGCAUCUCAUCUUAAUGUCCCCAACCCCGAUCUCAGCUGUGAUCGAGAUGUUCUACCCAGGAGGGUUCGCACAUGAUUACGAAUGGACGACACGCGCUAUGGGCAUGAAGCACUUUGCAGUCCAGAACGACACUUACUUCACGCAUCCGAACCUUCCGUGGGUAGGUUAUCCUGAAGGGUUCCAAGGUACUAAGAUCCCGGUAUAUGCGCCGACUGUGGUCAAAAUUAUUGAGGAACGCGUGGCUGGGUACCUUCCGAACUCUGAGUUGCUCAUGCCUAUCAACCGAUUGGGCGAUUAGAAGAAAUUCCCUUCAGCUCCUCGUUCCUGCUUCGCUGGGAUCACCAACCGAUGUAGUUGUUCCGAUGCAGCCUCACGGCCAGCAUUCUCGUAACAUGCCACUUGCAGACAUUACAGUACCGGUCACUUCACAAUGACUAUGAUACAUAUACACACAUUCCUUUCAUCAUUCCUGUCGUUUUGCCACAUACUUACUUUAUUAUUCUUUUCUUGUACGGACCUUGGGGGUCGUUCAGUGUCCAUCUGUUCACAUCUUGCUAUCUUUAGGUCUUUAGGCGUAGCUAAACUCUUGGAUUCUGCCGUCACAGUUGUACUUGUACAGUUUCCACUUUAUUCGUAUCACAUCCGGGCCAAUGCCAGUUGAGGUAUUCAAGUCGACUUAUGCGUCGUUUGCUUUCAGGUUCGAACUUCAUGUCGACAGGUGCAUUUCAAGUCAGUCUUGAAGCUUGACGAACACAGUUUCUAAAGAAAGCACAAUGAACUAUAUCACAUUGUACUUGAUACAUAUGUAGCCUCCGAUGGAGGAUGUGAAUUGUUGUGAUGCAAAUUGCCUCGUAUCUAUGAACGCUGCCGCCCACU
Somion occarium is the source of this 2654-nucleotide messenger RNA. NCBI's taxonomy places the organism in Eukaryota, Fungi, Basidiomycota, Agaricomycetes, Polyporales, Cerrenaceae. The record is from the annotation of a GenBank genome assembly.